CCGGAUACACGCGCGGCGCGGCACGUGAAGGUCGUGGCGCGGCGGUGCCGGUAAGAGCGGUACCGGGAUGGACGCGCCGUCCGCCACCGGGCUGGGCGGCGCCGACCCCCAGCUCCAGCGUUUCAUCGAGGUGGAGACGCAGAAGCAGCGGUUCCAGCAACUGGUGCACCAGAUGACUGAGCUCUGCUGGGAGAAGUGCAUGGACAAGCCGGGUCCGAAGCUGGACAGCCGGGCCGAGACGUGCUUCGUGAACUGCGUGGAGCGCUUCAUCGACACCAGCCAGUUCAUCCUGAACCGGCUGGAGCAGACACAGAAGUCCAAGUCAGCCUUCUCAGAGAGCCUGUCCGACUGAGCAGGGCCCGUGCCCCGGGGGGACACCGGACAGCCCCCCCGCAAGGCUGGACCCUCUGCCGUGCUGGCUUCUGGUCACUCUGCUGCCCCAAAUGAGCCAGGAUCAGAUCUGGGAUUUAGAAUUUAAUUAAAUGCCAGUCAUGCCAGUGUUGGGGAAGUUGCAGCCAGAUGAGAGUCCACGACAGAGGCACGGGGUCACUGCUUCUUGGUGUGAUGUGCUGGGACUCCAGGGAUGUUGUUGGUGCUACAUUGAGUGUUUAGAAUAAUGCAUCUGCUCAGCUGAACAGAGGGGUGGUGAUUCUUACAUCAGGGGGUGCUCCAGCUGCUGCUCUGAACCUUGUCUGAGGGUGAGGCCAGCCUGCAACUGCUGCCUUAAGUGGUGCUGCACAAAAUGAACCCUCCUGGAGAGAUGCUCACAAACCCUGCAGGUACCACUGCUGUGCAGUCCAGUCCAGGUGUCAUUCCUAAGAAGAGCACGUUGGGCACAGUGAUCAUACUGGGCAGUGUCACUACUGGGAAAUAUUUUCAGGCUUCCAUAGGUAAAUCAUUUAUGUGGCCAAGUGUCAAAUUUUUAAACUGCAGCACAACUAUGUCAAUACUGACUUGCUCUGUUAACUGUUUUCCCCUGGGCAAUGUAAUAAAUAUUAACUGGGUCAAUUUUUACCAUUAAAUUCUCCUUUGUUCAGGUAGAGGACCACUGAGAAUUGAAAAUCUGGCCUUAUCACUCCCAUUCCUUCCCAAUGAUCAUGUUUAUUGUAAAAUUGGUAUAGAGGGGGGGCAAAAUUGUCUUCUGUCUAUAAGGUCAGCCCUGAAAUCUUAAUAUGUUGUUCAGUUAAUUUGGUCCCAUGAAUCAAACUUGUUUCUGGGAGAGGCUGUGGCCUUUCGUCCUCUUCCCCAGAGGGUUAAUAGCUCCUGCUGACGUGUAAAGGAGUAGUUCAUUUAGUUCAUUUAAAUGCAGGAAAUAAGAAGUUUAUAGCUUCAUUUAAAGGAGGCCUCUGGCUGUCUUCUGGACCUUGGUACUCACGACACAAAGAGGAACAUAAAACAGGAAAAACAUCAAAUUAUUGAUCCUCUAGAGCUGCAGCAUAGCAUUUCAGCAGUGUUUGCAUACAGCAUGGCUCUGGGAAGCCUGGAGAGAGCUGCUGACUAUGGCUUGGAGCUCUAUACAGGAACCUGGUGAAACAGUUCUCCUCACACCCAUUUGCCAUGGUUUACUGGACAGGGGGUGUGAGUGCCUAACACCAGUACCUUGGAGCCAGCAGCCUUCCUAGGAAGAAAUUCAGGAUGUGUUAAACAGAGCUGUGCAGAGACAAACCCAUGUAAGUGAGGACACAGCUGUCUGUUAUCUUUCAGAAACUUGCCUCAAUAGCUAAGGUUUCUUACAUCAUUCCUCUUCCCACAGGGAUUCCCUGUCUUGAGUUUCUCUCAGUUAUCUGCACAGUUCUCCCUGCCCCUUUAUCACUACAAUGUAUUACUAGCUGCUGGGUAACUGAACAAAUCAGUUCAAUUAAAAACACAGUAAGCAGGUCCUUCAGCCUGCACAGCAGAUUGGUGAAGUCAGACCCUUCAUAAAAGCCUCAGCAGCAUAUGGCAGCACCACUGAACUUUUCCAGUUUUGGCUGUAUUCUGUACUUUGAUGUGAACCUGUAAAUAAAGUCUAGCAGAGUGAGAAAAACCAGUA
This is a messenger RNA of Calypte anna (Anna's hummingbird), 2032 nucleotides long. It is a transcript of the gene TIMM8A, whose product is annotated as translocase of inner mitochondrial membrane 8A. The record is from RefSeq and is a predicted model, not a curated record. Bases 68 to 352 code for a protein of 94 amino acids. The transcript is spliced from 2 exons. Lineage: Eukaryota; Metazoa; Chordata; Aves; Apodiformes; Trochilidae.